This is a messenger RNA of Seriola dumerili (greater amberjack), 3807 nucleotides long. It is a transcript of the gene lpar2b, whose product is annotated as lysophosphatidic acid receptor 2-like. Gene Ontology annotation, cellular component: membrane. The transcript has 5 exons. Gene Ontology annotation, biological process: G protein-coupled receptor signaling pathway. Gene Ontology annotation, molecular function: lysophosphatidic acid receptor activity. Bases 641 to 1756 code for a protein of 371 amino acids. The record is from RefSeq and is a predicted model, not a curated record. Lineage: Eukaryota; Metazoa; Chordata; Actinopteri; Carangiformes; Carangidae.
CAGCGAGAGCAGCAGCGGAGGAGCACUGUGCCGCACCCUUUCUACACCUCCUGGGACUCACAGAGCGCGGAUCACUGCGCACAGGUAACAACCGCUCAAACUACCGGAAGCAAGGCGAAAGUGCCCCGCACAGGUGACGGAGACUGCUCACCGAGUUUGAGUUUGUGGGACUAAAAGGAAAAAAGCUGGAGUGGAUCCUCAAUAGAAACAGAAAAAAAAACAACAACAUUGGCUUUUUAUUUUUACUGCUUCUGUUGCAUUUUAUUUCCUCUCUGCGCUCAGAGGGCGUCGGGAUUGUGACCUCAGGUACGACAGCACAUUGUUUUCUCAACUCGACGAGGACUCCGAGCUUGAUAUUCUGGAUAAUCGAGUUCACACACACGGGGAAAGAUUGGAGACGUGACCCCGGUGUCCCAGUCAGCUCUGCGGUAAAGGCCUCAGACUUCAACCUGGAUCCCUCCCCUCCUCACCUGUCCAGCUGAUGGCAUGCCGAUCUCCAGCCCACCAGACAGGGCGAGUCUGAAUGGCGCCCUAGUCCUCCCCCUCUGCUUCCUGUCUGCACCUCGGCUCUCGUCUUCCUCCUCCUCCUCCUCCUCCUCCUCAACUCUUCUCUGAUCGCACAUCCGCCACAUAUCUCAACAUGGAUACGGUGACCGAGGACAAAGAGGGAUGCUACUUCAACCGUUCUGUCAAAUUCUUCUAUGAGGAGAGUGGCAAGAACAUCAGCGACCACUGGCGCAAACGUGACUAUGUGAUCGUCACGCUGGGCAUGACGGUCUGCUUCAUUGUCAUCUUUUCCAACCUUUUGGUCAUAGGGGCCAUUUUAAAAAACCGACGCUUUCACUUUCCUAUCUACUACCUGUUGGGUAACCUGGCGUUGGCAGACCUCUUCUCAGGUAUCUCCUACCUCCACUUGAUGUUUCAUACCGGUCCUUGGACCAUUAAGCUGUCUAAGCACCAGUGGUUUGUGCGGCAGGGGCUGAUCGACACCAGUCUGACAGCCUCCGUCCUCAACCUCCUGGCCGUGGCCGUGGAACGCCACCAGACCAUCUUCAACAUGCAGCUGCACAGCAAGAUGAGCACCCGGCGGGUCUUCAUCAUCAUACUGUUCAUCUGGCUGGUGGCGAUAAUCAUGGGCCUGGUUCCCACCAUGGGCUGGCACUGUCUCUGUGACCUGCCGAACUGCUCCACCAUGGCCCCGAUGUACAGCCGCAGCUACUUGGUGUUCUGGGCCCUUCUCAAUCUGCUGACCUUCUCCAUCAUGGUGGCCGUCUACACCCGGAUAUUUGUCUACGUGAGGCACAAGAGCAAGCAGAUGUCGCAGCACACCUCCCAGAUGAGAUACAAGGAGACGGUGCUCAACCUGAUGAAGACCGUCUCCAUGAUCCUGGGCUGUUUUGUGGUCUGCUGGACGCCCGGCCUGGUCGUGCUGCUGCUCGACGGUCUGGGCUGUGAAAAGUGUAAGGUGCUACGCUACGAGAAGUACUGCCUGGUGCUGGCCGAGUGCAACUCCUUCGUCAACCCCAUCAUCUACUCCUUCAGGGACAAAGACAUGAGGAGGACCUUCAGGGACAUCCUGUGCUGCCUGUUCCAGCGCAGCAGCAACCACCAGGGCAACUCUGGAGCUCACUUUAACACCCUGGAGCACGAGAACUAUAAGUCUCGUACUGCUGAGCCAGUAGAGAAGAGCAACGGGACGCCUCUCAUCCACGAAGGCUCAGAAGACUUACCUGCCUCUUCAGAAAACUGGAAUUAACUUGAGCAACAAUAAACUUUCAACAGACACAGAAGAAGAGCAUGCACACACUUGACAGUGAAAUGUACAGAUCUGUGUAUGCACACAUAAACAAGCCUCAAGGCCUGUUUCUCCUCAGCAGGCGGACUGUUGUGGCAGGAUCAAAAACUGUCGAUUUUUACCUCUGCUGCCAGAGGACAAGAGUUUUUUUUCUGCUUGUGUCUAAGCUGAGAAGAAUUGAUGAACAUCUAGUAUCAUUUGGCCGAUGAUGUUGCACGAAUCUUCUAAUUUAAACGGACGCAAGUGGCUCAUUUGUACUCCGCAGACAUAGAGAGGAAAACUCCACAUCACUGGGCCAUUUACACAACGUGGGGGAUGCUGACAUUUCCUGUUUGGACAUAAACAACCUGCCAGUUUUUUUCCCCUAACGCAGCACAGACGGCUGCUGAACAACUGGAGCAUGUUGGCAGUGAGAGGAAGAAAUGACUCAAAGUGUGUGGACUGUUAAAUAGCAGAAAUAUGUGCCCUUUGGAGUGCCACAGUUGGCUUAGUGUGUGUGUGUGUGUGUGUGUGUUUGUGUGUACUCAUUUGCCAGUUUAUUAGACACAGGUUAUAAUGUUGAGCUCUUGAUGUAACUGCUUUAGAGAGGCGUUUAUUCAACUGUAUGAUCAUUUCAGAGGCUGCGUUAUACAGAAAGCUGUUUCCAUUAUUUAGCCUCCCCUCAUUGAUAUAAAUGGGUUGGACAAAAUAAUAGAAACACCUGUCAGUAAAAUAGAAUAAAUGAAUUGCAGCCCUCCAAAAUGAUCUUACAGGUGAAUCAGCACCUAUGUAGAACAGUUUAAACACAAACUGACUUUUAGGGAGGAUUUAUCACAGGACUGCUUUAGUUAUAGGUCGGUGUACCUAAUAAACUGGUGACUGGGUGUGUAUAGACUUGAAAUCUGAUUUUGCCAGGGUUCAUGUGCUCAUAAGACACUGCACAAAUGCCACUGAACCUCAUGGAGGAGACCCAGUACCACUCUACUCCAUACUUUCAUAAAUUUGUUAAUUCUUAAUAAAUCAUUGUGUAGUGCUUUAUUGAUUACUCAUAGGCUGUUCUUAUGAGCAACAUUUGGGUUGCCAGGUUGUGAAAAACUUGCUCAGUGUUUUAACAAGCUCUUAAAUUCAUGAAGGAAUAACUUCUUAUGGCAGUUUGGACAUUUGCAAAGCUUCACAGCAUCCAGACCAAAAUCCAUUUAUGAAGAACAUAAUAUUUACUGUUGCUGCUUUUUCCUCAAAUGUAUCGUCCAAUGACCUUUUUAAGCCCUAUUCAGGCCUUUUCUUGGCCUCCUGGUUGCAGUCAGUCAAUAUGCCUUCAGGCCCGUGUUAUGUCAGGUGCAUGUGCCUCAUCAUACCUUUUGCAAGUUUUUUUUUUUUUUUUUUUUUAAUUGCCCGCCACCAAUUAAGUUUAUCAGUAGUGCCAUGAAUGUUAGUUAGUUUGAUUUGAUCAUUAAAAUACUGAAGACCUCAUGGAUCAUUUACUACAGAUGUAAUGUCAAAUUUGUUGGUGUUCUAUUAAGUUUUAAACUCGUGACCAUCGCUUUGCUCACGUUAAUCAUCAAGAUGAAUUAAAGAACUAACUACAAAGAUUAAAAUAGAGCAGAUUAUUCUGAAAGACGAUAAACACCAACCAACGUCACAACCUAGCAACAAAAGUUAUUAAUAUUAAUGGCUUAUUGCUGAUCUAAAAGCAUUAUUAAAUAAUUUAUUAACGUUAUCCUUAAUUAGAAUUCAUAGCGCUGUUUUAAAGUGCAUCUUGUAAAGGCUCAAGUAUUUCUCUUUAAAGCCCCCUCCCCCAUUUACUUGUUGACCAUUUAGAAUCAUCAUCUUUGGUUUAUGAUUCUGGUUAAAUUGUUACAAAAUUUUAAAUGUAGGAUAUUUGAAGUUUUUACCCCAAAAUAGACAUUUACCCCUUCACAAACUGAAGGGAGGAACCUCUGCUGUGGUUAAGAAUCAUCAUAUACAGUUUUUUUGUUUUUAUUUUUAUAGAUUUUAUGCUUUAAACUGCUCCUUCCUCCAGGUUUUAUUUUGUA